Messenger RNA from Empidonax traillii (willow flycatcher), 683 nucleotides. Its product is annotated as cullin-9-like. NCBI's taxonomy places the organism in Eukaryota, Metazoa, Chordata, Aves, Passeriformes, Tyrannidae. The transcript has 3 exons. The annotation marks the transcript as partial. The record is from RefSeq and is a predicted model, not a curated record.
GGUGCGGGGCCCGCGCAGGCGCCCGCGGGCGGGAGCGGCGCGGGAGCGGUGCCGGAGGCACAUCUGCUGCCAUGGUGAAUGAGAAGCACAGUGGCAACCUGCUUGUGCAGCUGGGACCCAAACUGCAGGCCUACCCGGAGAAGCUGCUCCAGCAGCGGCGAGGCCGCGAUGGCCAGCCCGAAUACCUGAUCCAAUGGAGUGUGAUUAGGUUGGAAGAGAGAGCAGUGGGAGCCAGCAGUGCCUCCUCUGCAGAGACCAAGCCAGAGAACAUCUCAAUGUGGAUGUCUGCAGAAGAGGUCUGUGCCAGCUGCCCAGCUCUGCUGGGCAAGAGGAAGCUGGAAGGGCGGUGGGUGAAAGAGGAGAAGGCGCCCAGCCCGUUGGCUGCAGAUGUCCCGCUGGACGAAGCCUCGCUGCUGGAGAUGAAGGCCGAUGUCAGGAGCCUGGUGCAGCGAGCCGAGCGGCAGGUGGCCGAGGCCGGGACGCCCGAGUGCUCCAUCCUGAGCACUGUGCACGUGCUGAGCGCCUACGCCAGCAUUGGCUCUCUGGUGGGUGCCUUCAGGGAGACGGGAGCCCUGGACGUGCUGAUGAAGAUGCUGUGCCACAGGGAGAAGCAGAUCCGCCACGGUGCCGGCAAGAUGCUGCGGGCCCUGGCUUCGCAUGAUGCAGAGAGCCGGGCCUAUGUG